Molecule: messenger RNA, 1002 nt
Organism: Orbilia oligospora ATCC 24927
Lineage: Eukaryota; Fungi; Ascomycota; Orbiliomycetes; Orbiliales; Orbiliaceae
Exons: 1
Coding region: 1-1002 (333 amino acids)
Biological process (GO): protein depalmitoylation
Cellular component (GO): cytoplasm
Molecular function (GO): carboxylic ester hydrolase activity; palmitoyl-(protein) hydrolase activity
Source: RefSeq, a predicted model, not a curated record
AUGGAAAACUCGUCAGAGACCAGCUUCCCCGAGGGUAAUUUCUCGUCAGAGAACCCACAAGUUGGUGGCUUAAGCCAAUCAUCCACAGCCUCAAACAGUUACCCUGAACCUUUCGUCGUUGAACCAAUAGCCAGUUCUCACACUCACACUAUUAUACUCCUCCACGGCCGUGGCAGUAACGGCCCCAAAUUCGGUACCGAACUCAUAGCCUCAAAUACCUCAACCGGAAAAACUCUCCCAGUAUUAUUCCCAUCCACAAAAUGGAUCUUCCCAACAGCGAAGAAACGACGCGCCGUUUUAUUUAAACGGAUGCCUAUAAACCAGUGGUUCGACAUCUAUGACAUCAACAAUCAAACUUAUCGGGAACAUCUACAAGUUGACGGCUUGCAGGAAACAACGGACUAUCUGCAUGGCUUGAUUGAGCAGGAGAUUAGAAAUGGGAUUCCAGUGGAGAGGAUUGUGGUGGGCGGAUUAAGCCAAGGAUGUGCGGCGUCUUUGUAUGCCAUGCUUUGUUAUAAUAAGCGGCUUGGGGGUUAUAUCGGGAUGUGCGGGUGGCUACCAUUUGCUAAAUACAUGGAAGACUGUCUGGGGACAUCACAAAACAACGAUGAUACCGAGGAUGGUGAUAUGUUUGGAGAAUCCGAUGAUGAAGAAGGCACUACUUUUGAAAAGGAGGAACAAGAUGAUACCCAAGAGACGGUAGCCAAAAAUCCUAUCACUGAAGCUAUUGGAUUCUUGAAGGAUAACAUUUCGUUCCCAAGUUCAUCAAAGAAGAACAAGAUAGAAGUUCUCGAAACUCUAAUGUUCCUUGGUCAUGGGGUACUAGAUGAAAAGGUUCUAUUUCGACUUGGUGAACAAGCCAGAGAUGUACUAAUGGGACUAGGGUGCAAAAUUACAUGGAAGGCAUAUGACGAUCUGGGACACUGGUAUAAAGUCCCAGACGAAAUAGACCAUAUAAGGGAUUUCCUUACGGACUCUCUAGAGCUUGAGGCGAACAGUUAG